AUGCGGAAUUCGCUUCUCACGAGUUCCAGUGUCGCCACGCCUCGCCUUUCCUUGAUGUUCCGUUCUUUACCUAGAAUAUUCCGUCCUUCACCCCCCUUCCAACGUGCGACUGCAUCUCCUCAUUUCAGCCACCAUUCACGCCAGAGAAUGGCUGCACCUAGCGAAAAUGUCCCUAAGUGGACUGCUAACAGUGUCCGCGAGGAAUUUAUCAAUUAUUUCAAAGACAGAGGACACACGUUUGUCCCCUCGUCGUCUGUCGUGCCACUUUCUGACCCUACCCUGCUGUUUACAAAUGCGGGCAUGAAUCAGUACAAGUCUAUUUUCCUUGGAGUGGUUGAUCCGCAGUCUGAUUUCGCGCAAUUGAAGCGUGCGGUCAAUUCGCAAAAAUGUAUUCGUGCAGGUGGUAAACAUAAUGACCUUGACGAUGUCGGCAAAGACAACUAUCACCAUACCUUCUUCGAAAUGCUCGGAAAUUGGAGCUUUGGAGACUAUUUCAAGGAGGAAGCUGUUGGAUUUUCCUGGGAAUUGCUGACAAAGGUGUUCAGUCUUGACCCAAGCAGACUCUACGUCACCUAUUUCGAAGGCGACAAAAGCGGUGGUCUAGAGCCGGACCUUGAAACAAAAGAACUCUGGAGAAAGGCUGGUGUCCCAGAAGACCAUAUCCUACCUGGAAAUAUGAAAGACAACUUUUGGGAAAUGGGAGACCAAGGCCCUUGUGGACCUUGCAGUGAAAUUCAUUUUGACCGGAUUGGUGGCCGAAACGCCGCCCACCUUGUCAAUCAAGAUGAUCCUAAUGUCAUCGAGGUUUGGAACAAUGUUUUUAUUCAGUAUAAUCGAGAAGCAGACCGUUCCUUACGGUCUUUGCCAAACAAGCAUGUUGACACGGGUAUGGGUUUUGAACGUCUCGUUUCGGUACUUCAGGCGAAGUCAUCAAAUUACGAUACCGAUGUUUUCACACCUUUAUUCAAAAAAAUCCAGGAUAUUACAGGUGCCCGUGAAUACCAAGGCCGGUUUGGAGCAGAAGACACCGAUGGUAUUGACACAGCUUAUCGGGUUGUGGCAGACCAUGUGAGAACUCUUACGUUCGCGAUUUCAGAUGGUGCCUACCCUAACAACGAGGGUAGAGGUUAUGUGAUUCGUAGAGUCCUUAGGAGAGGGGCUCGAUAUGCUCGCAAAUAUUUCAAUGUGGAGAUAGGCAAUUUCUUUUCCAAAAUUGUUCCCACACUUGUCGAUCAAAUGGGAGACAUGUUUCCAGAGAUCAGGAAAAAGCAGGACGAGGUUAUGGAGAACCUUGAUGAAGAGGAGCUGUCAUUUUCGAAGACGCUAGAUCGAGGUGAAAAGCAAUUUGAAGCUUACGCCCAACAAGCCAGGUCGAAGGGGUUAGAUAAGCUACAUGGAGCAGAUGUGUGGAGACUCUAUGAUACUUUUGGCUUCCCCGUCGACCUGACCCAGAUCAUGGCCGAAGAGCGAGGUCUCCGUAUUGACAAUUCCGAAUUUGAGGAAGCCAAACUGAAGGCGAAGGAAGCCAGCAAGGGGAAGAAACAAGCUGCAGAGGAUACUGUUAAACUCGACGUUCAUGAUAUUGGUAAAUUGGAGAAAAUGAAUGAUGUCCCGAAGACAGAUGACUCGGCGAAAUUUGACUCGAGUAAUAUUAGCUCCGUCGUCAAGGCUAUCUAUCAUGGCAAGACUUUCGUUCGGACAACAUCAGAUUUGCCACAAGGAGAUCAGAUUGGUAUUAUCCUUGAUAAGACCAAUUUUUAUGCUGAACAAGGAGGACAGGAGAAUGAUACCGGCAGGCUUAUCAUUGAUGGGCAGGCGGAAAUGGAAGUUGGAGAUGUCCAGUCUUAUGGUGGCUACGUUCUCCACACAGGCUUUAUGAAGUAUGGGUCAUUUCGCGUUGGUGAUUCCAUUACUUCCGAGUACGAUGAACUUCGCAGGUGGCCUAUUAGGAACAACCAUACUGGCACGCAUAUUUUGAAUUUCGCCUUACGGGAGGUCUUGGGAGAUGGCAUUGACCAGAAAGGAUCACUCGUUGCGGCCGAGAAAUUACGAUUUGAUUUCUCACAUAAGGCUGCCAUCGCAGAAAAAGAUCUUGACGAGAUCGAAAAGAAAAGCACUGAAUAUAUUCGACAGAAUUGUACAGUAUAUUCAAAAGAGGUUCCUUUGCCUACUGCCAGGGAAAUCUCAGGCGUUCGAGCUGUUUUCGGUGAGACCUACCCGGAUCCCGUACGCGUCGUAUCUGUUGGAGUAGAGGUCGAAGAAAUCCUUAAAAAUGUCAAAGAUCCAAAAUGGAGCCAAGUAAGUAUUGAAUUCUGCGGUGGUACUCAUGUUACGAAGACUGGUGAAAUUCGAGAUCUUGUUAUAUUGGAGGAAUCUGGUAUUGCGAAGGGAAUUCGACGAAUUAUUGCUGUUACUGGAGAAGCUGCUCAUCAGGCACAGCGAGAAGCAGCCGAUUUUGAGAACCGUUUGGAAAAGCUACGAACAAUGGACCGUGGUCCUGCUAAGGAAUUGGAAUUGAAACAAGUCCAGAUAGAAUUGAAUCAACUUACAGCAUCGGCAGUACAAAAGAGCAAAUUCCGAGACCUAGUCGCCCGGAUCAAUAAGCAGGUUCUGGAUGACCAAAAAGCCCAGCAGAAGCUUGAACUCAAGAAAGCACUCGAUAAAAUCAAAUCAUAUUUUGAGGACGCAGAGAAUCAGGACCGUUUCACACUUGUUACUACUCUGCCAGAAACUACGAACCCCAAAGUGCUUAGCGAAGCCAUCAAUUUUAUCAAGUCUAAGAUGACUGAAAAGACUGUUUACUUGUUUGCGCCAGACCUUGGUCAAGGCAAAGUCGCUCAUGGUUGCCACGUUUCCAAGGCAAGUUUGAUUGAAGUCGGUGUCUCCGCUAGUGACUGGGCUCGUGUAGUUUCUGGCUCUGUUGGUGGAAAAGCCGGUGGCAAAGCCCCGACGGCCAUAGGCAGUGGAAAUAAUGUUGAUAAGGUGGAAGAGGCUGUCAAUCUCGCAACUGAGUACUUGCAGAAAUUCCAUCUCUAA
Molecule: messenger RNA, 3036 nt
Organism: Talaromyces proteolyticus
Lineage: Eukaryota; Fungi; Ascomycota; Eurotiomycetes; Eurotiales; Trichocomaceae
Product: putative alanyl-tRNA synthetase
Exons: 6
Coding region: 1-3036 (1011 amino acids)
Biological process (GO): alanyl-tRNA aminoacylation; tRNA modification
Cellular component (GO): cytoplasm; mitochondrion
Molecular function (GO): alanine-tRNA ligase activity; nucleic acid binding; amino acid binding
Source: RefSeq, a predicted model, not a curated record